Messenger RNA from Solanum dulcamara, 1617 nucleotides. RefSeq names its product zeatin O-glucosyltransferase-like. The transcript has a single exon. The record is from RefSeq and is a predicted model, not a curated record. Gene Ontology annotation, molecular function: UDP-glycosyltransferase activity. Lineage: Eukaryota; Viridiplantae; Streptophyta; Magnoliopsida; Solanales; Solanaceae. The coding region runs from base 36 to 1484 and encodes 482 amino acids.
UAAAUAGGAAGCUUCCCUAGUCCAAAAAAACCUCAAUGCCAUAUACUUCUCCAAUGGCCCCUAGUUGCAACCAAAACCAAAAUCAUAGCCAAAAUGGUCAUCAAUUUCCACAAGAAGUAGUAGUUGUUGUGGUUCCAUUUCCAGUACAAGGCCACUUGAACCAACUUCUUCAUUUUUCUGGUAUAAUUUCAUCAUAUAAUAUACCAGUCCAUUAUAUUACCACCACAACUCAUACUCAUCAAGUCAAUUUUCGAGUUCAUGGUUUUAAAUCAACAAACAAUAUUCAAUUUCACAAAUUUUCAACUCCUAUUUUCAAUUCUCCUACACCUAAUAAUAAACUAAAUUCAUCAAUCAAAUUCCCUUCACAUCUUCAAACUUGCUCUCAAAUUUCCACUAACCUACGAAAUCCUGUUGCAAAGAUUUUACGUUCUCUCUCACAUAAAACACGAAGAAUUGUUAUCAUCCACGACUCAUUAAUGGGGUCUGUGGUUCAAGAUUACCGUGCUAUUCCAAAUGCAGAAGCCUACACUUUCCAUAGUGUUUCUGCUUUCACUUUAUUUUUGUACGUGUGGGAAAAUAUAGGGAGGCCUUUUGCUAUCGACAGAGAUAUAAUAAAAGACCUUCCAUCGAUCGAAGGAUGCUUCACCCCGGAGUUUAGUAAAUUUGUUCGAUCGGAACAUGAGUAUAGUAAAUUUAAUUCUGGCAAGAUUUAUAACACCUCAAGAGUUGUUGAAGGUCCUUUUCUUGAUUUGUUAUCAAAAGAACAAAUCAAUAAAGGCAAAAAGCAGUGGGCUCUUGGACCUUUUAAUCCUAUUACAAUCUCAGGGCCCACCCAACAAAGACAUAAAUCAUUGACUUGGUUAGACAAACAAGUUCCAAGGUCAGUAAUUUUUGUGUCAUUUGGAACAACAACUUCAUUCUCUUAUGAACAAAUCAAGGAAAUUGCAAUUGGUUUGGAACAAAGCCAACAAAAAUUCAUUUGGGUAUUGAGAGACGCCGAUAAAGAGGAUGUUUUCUCAAAAGAUUUCACGAAAAAAAUUCAAUUGCCAAAAGGGUUCGAAGAGAGAGUGAAAGAAAGAGGAAUCGUCGUAAGAGAUUGGGCCCCACAAUUAGAAAUCUUGGCCCACACUUCGACCGGUGGUUUUUUGAGUCACUGUGGAUGGAAUUCAUGCAUGGAGAGUAUUUCAAUGGGAGUUCCUUUAGCCGCAUGGCCAAUGCAUUCGGAUCAACCUAGGAACACGGUGUUGAUAACCAAAAUUCUAAAAGUCGGGAUAGUUAUUAAGGAUUGGGCUCGACGAGACGAGUUGAUAACGUCCGAUGGGAUCGAAAAGGUUGUGAGUAUUUUAAUGGCAUCACAAGAAGGGGAAGAAAUGAGGAAAAGAGCACAAGAGUUGAGUUUUGGUGUUAAGAAAGCUGUGGGAGAAAAUGGUGUCACAAAAAAUGAAUUUGAUUCUUUCAUUGCUCAUAUUACUAGAGCAAUUUGAUAUCUUCCAACACAUUUUUAUGAUCAUGGUGUCAGUAGCAUAUGCAGUAUUUUUUGUAAGUCGAUAUUUGAAAAAGUUAAUAAAUGAAUAUGUUACUAUAAUGACAUGCAAUGUCAUUCUUUAAUUUAUACCA